AUGACAGAGUCACAGUUCCCCCUCGCACCUGGGAGUGAAGUAUCCUUGACGUGUAGCACUGGACACACUCUGACUGGAGCCAGCACUGUCACGUGUAUUGAGGAAGAUGAUUUCUCCUUCAACGAAGAGCCUUCUUGUGUGUUAGACGAAUGCAGCAAACUGCCGAACAUCCAGAACCUAGGAACAACCACCCAAUUUCCUGUUCCCUACGAUACCCGGGUAACAGUGCAUUGUGAUGCUGGGUACUCUCUUGUAGGUGGUGACAUCAUCACAUGUAUCCAGGAUGAUAACUAUCAAAGUAUUGAUGGUCAACUUCCUUCUUGCGAAGAAAAUUUCUGUUCCGGCGUACCUCCUGAUAUUUCACAUCUAAAGUCGAGCACGAUUUUCCCUGUGAGUUACGGGAUAGUUGUGUCAGUGAGCUGUUCGGAAGACAACGAAUUAAGGGGCGACGAAGUGAUCACCUGUAACCAGGGUGUUCGUUUUGUUUUCCAGGAAAAACCUAAAUGCAAUGAUGUCGGAACUUGUACGGAGUUGCCGAUAGGAGGACACUUAAAAACAGACUCUGUAUUCCCGGUGAAGAAAGGAGCUGAGAUAUUCGUGAACUGUGUUGAGGGGUUCACCCUCACUUCAGGAGACAGAACGAUAACCUGUGUACAAGACGCUGACUAUACCUCAUCGACUCAACUUCCAACUUGUAUCAUUGUGGACCACGGAACAAUAGUGGAAAUGGACUGUAUCCCGGGGUACAGUCUGUCAGGGAGCAGACUCAUCACCUGUAUUAAGGACAAGAAUUGGGGUUUCUUGGAUUCUCCUCAGUGUAUUUUAGAUGCGUGUCCAGAACUACCAUCAGCUGUUUCAGACAUGACAACAACCAGCACCUUCCCCGUGAUAGUAGGAACUGUGGUGGAGGUGAACUGUAAGCCGGGUCACACUCUCGCCGGAGACAACAGCAUCACUUGUAUCAGAGAUUUUUCCUUCAUAAUCAGUCAACGUCCUACCUGCACCAUAGAUCGCUGCACCGGUAUGAUGAUUGAAAACUACCUUUCAACUGACGCUACAUUUCCUAUCACAUACGGAACUGCGAUCACAGUAGUCUGUGAUCCUGAGUACUCGCUGACGGGCAGUAAAGUGAUAACAUGUGAGAAAGGGAUUGUAUACUCUCACCAGUCUUCACGUCCUAAAUGUGUUAACUCAGGUGAAUGA
This is a messenger RNA of Bolinopsis microptera, 1203 nucleotides long. Its product is annotated as seizure protein 6 homolog. The record is from RefSeq and is a predicted model, not a curated record. Lineage: Eukaryota; Metazoa; Ctenophora; Tentaculata; Lobata; Bolinopsidae. The coding region runs from base 1 to 1203 and encodes 400 amino acids. The transcript has 7 exons.